CACGUAUUCACAUAAUUAUAAUUUUUAACACGAGAAGUCAGACAAUGUAUUGGUUUUGGAGAAAAUAACACCAACAAAUCCAAGAAGUCCAUUGAUGAUGUUGCUGUUGCCGGCUUCCUUCCUGCCUCCUUUACCAAUCGGGCAUUCAUUCCUCUAGAGACUUGGAAACUUCCUCCUCUUUAAUUGACCAUUGUCGCACCUCUCCUCUGCUACUUAAAAACCCCCUCUCAAUUUCUUCCAACCAAAACCAAAAACCUCUCUUUGUCGGCAAAUUCUCUUCCUCGAGAACUCAAAACCAAACAAUCAUGACAAAAUCACGGCAACAUCAUCAUCGUUUCGUAAUUCGCACAAUUCUUCUUCUCCUCUCAGUUCCUUCAAUCUCUGCUCACUUUUUCCCUAACUACACUUCAAUCCCAGAAGAGUUGCUCAAGAACGCCACCGGUAAUCCGUGGGAUUUCUUCCAACAACUAGCCGGCUGCCACGCAGGUAAAAAAUACGACGGCUUAGCCAAGCUCAAAAACUACUUCCAAUACUUCGGCUACAUCCCCAAUUCCCUCUCCAAUUUCACCGAUGAUUUCGACGACAACCUCGAAUCUGCUCUCCGAACUUACCAACAAAACUUCAACCUUAACGUCACUGGCCAACUCGACGACCAAACAGUGAACCACAUCGUGCGGCCCAGAUGCGGCAAUCCGGAUAUAAUCAACGGCUCUACGAGCAUGAACUCUGGCAAGACCAAUAAUACCUCGUCAAGCCAUCACUUUCACACGGUCUCUCAUUACAGCUUCUUCACUGGCCAGCCUCGUUGGAGAAAACAAGCCUUAACCUACGUGUUCUUGCCGGAAAAUCAACUAUCCGACGAGGUCAAGGCCGUUUUCUCCCGCGCUUUUGACCGUUGGUCAACGGUGAUUCCAUUGAAUUUCUCACAGACGGAUUCUAUCUACACAGCUGAUAUCCGGAUUGCGUUUUUCAGUGGCGAUCAUGGAGAUGGAGAGCCGUUUGAUGGGGUCUUGGGGACACUAGCACACGCUUUUUCUCCCCAAAAUGGGCGACUCCAUCUUGACGACGACGAGCAUUGGGUUGUAACAGGUGAUGUCAGGACAUCAGCGUUGACGUCAGCUGUGGAUUUGGAGUCCGUGGCAGUGCAUGAGAUUGGACAUUUGUUAGGUUUAGGGCAUUCCUCUGUGGAAGAGUCUAUCAUGUACCCUAGUAUUUCUUCAAGGACAAGGAAAGUUGAAUUAGCCAGCGAUGACAUUGAAGGGAUCCAAACGCUGUAUGGUAGCAAUCCUAAUUUUAAUGGUUCAUCUGCACAGUCCGUUCAGGAAGAGACCGGUAGCGGUAGCGGUGCCGGCCAUUGUGUCCAUUCGAGGUGGGGUCUAACUGGGUUAAUCAUGGCCUUGUGCUUUACUUUCCUUCUUUUGUAGAUUAGACUUUAGAUUAGGUUACAUAUAUAACAUGAAUUUCAUUUUUUAUUUUUAAU
Molecule: messenger RNA, 1480 nt
Organism: Populus euphratica (Euphrates poplar)
Lineage: Eukaryota; Viridiplantae; Streptophyta; Magnoliopsida; Malpighiales; Salicaceae
Product: metalloendoproteinase 1-like
Exons: 1
Coding region: 306-1424 (372 amino acids)
Biological process (GO): extracellular matrix organization; collagen catabolic process; proteolysis
Cellular component (GO): extracellular matrix
Molecular function (GO): zinc ion binding; metalloendopeptidase activity
Source: RefSeq, a predicted model, not a curated record